AUGACAUCACCACCACCAAGAGUAGGCUGGUAUGGCCUCGGGUCUAUGGGCCUAGGAAUGUCACUGAACCUACAAAAACACAUUAAAGCGAAUGCCCUACCUCCACUUCGUUACAGCAACCGCACUUUGUCAAAGGGUGACCUGCUUCGUGAUGAAGGAGCCGUAGCCGAAGGGAAGUUCGAAGAUCUCGUUCAAAAUUCGGAUGUUAUUUUCACAAUGAUUUCCAUGGAUGACGUCCUCAUCGAACUCUUGAACAAGGCGUUGCUUGCAGGCGACGCGUUAAAAGGGAAAAUCUUCGUCGACACUUCUACCAUUCACCCAGACACAUCAGAGUGGGCCGCAUCGCGCCUCAAUGAGCAGGGUGCAGAUUUUAUAAGCGCGCCUGUCUUCGGUGCUAGUGCCGUGGCAGCUGCCGGGAAGCUAAUCUUCGCGGUUUCUGGGCCUGCCAAGGCAGUGCAAACGGUCACACCACUGAUCAAGGAUAUCAUGGGACGCAGUAUCAUCGAUAUGGGAGAAGAUGUGCGGAAGUCAAGUCUUCUCAAGAUAUCCGGAAAUAUACUUGUCAUCAGCUUCAUGGAAGUAAUUGCCGAAGCGCAGGUAUUUGCGGAAGUCACGGGGAUCGGCAACCAGCAACUGGAGGAGUUUAUCGGCAAUAUGUUUGGUCCUGUGCUUGAAAGCUACUCAAAGCGUAUCACUAGUGGUGCGUAUGCACCGCCGCUGGAUACAUCUCCCGGAUUUGCCGCGGCUCUUGCAAGCAAGGAUAUGAAACACGCUCUCUCCAUUGCGGCUAGUAAUGGAACUCGUCUUCCAACACUUGAAGUUGCAUCGAGCCGUCUGGCAUCGGCGAGAGAAUAUGCGGGUGAGUGUUUGGAUAGUUCCGCCAUUUAUGGGACUGGUCGGUUGGAGGCAGGCCUAUCAUUUUGGAGCGAGAAGAGCCGCCAGGGAAAUUGA
Molecule: messenger RNA, 951 nt
Organism: Penicillium olsonii
Lineage: Eukaryota; Fungi; Ascomycota; Eurotiomycetes; Eurotiales; Aspergillaceae
Source: the annotation of a GenBank genome assembly